This is a messenger RNA of Trypanosoma brucei brucei TREU927, 1092 nucleotides long. It is a transcript of the gene Tb927.6.670, whose product is annotated as ribosomal RNA processing protein 45. Gene Ontology annotation, cellular component: nuclear exosome (RNase complex); cytoplasmic exosome (RNase complex). NCBI's taxonomy places the organism in Eukaryota, Euglenozoa, Kinetoplastea, Trypanosomatida, Trypanosomatidae. Gene Ontology annotation, biological process: U1 snRNA 3'-end processing; nuclear polyadenylation-dependent rRNA catabolic process; nuclear mRNA surveillance. The record is from RefSeq and is a predicted model, not a curated record. Bases 1 to 1092 code for a protein of 363 amino acids. The transcript has a single exon.
AUGCAGUACCAACGAGCAGCGUUAGUCAUCGCCAGCCCCGCACUCACUCAGCGAGAAGUUGAGUUUACGAAAUCCGCUUGGCUCGCGGGUCUGCGCCCCGAUCAGCGCACCGCUCAACAGAUGCGGGAAGUUUCGGUUGAGUUUCCGCUGCUCUCACGUGAUGUUGUAGUUGUCCGUUGUGGCGGCUCCGUAGUUACGGCCGCUAUCGCAACUGCACUUGUGGAGCCCACGCCGCAGCGGCCCAAACAUGGUCUUUUACACUUCUCCGUUCGGCGACUUCACACGGAGAGGGACAGUCCCGCAGCAGACGGCUCAACUCAAAAAAAUUUAGUCGCGUUUCUCGAGCGCCUGGUACGGACGGGAGGUGUCAUUGACACAGCGGGUCUCUGCGUUCUUCCCGGCCAGAAAGUCUGGAGCCUUACAGUUGAUGUCACGAUCAUGAAUGAUGAAGGGAACUGCAAUGAUGCAGCCGUGUGGGCUGUUAUCGCUUUACUCAUGCAUCACCGGCGUCCGGAGCUCACCGUACGAGGAAGUUCUGUCAUUGUGCACCCACCACACGAGCGGGAGCCAGUCCCGCUGUCCGUGCAACACACGCCGUUGCCAUUCACUUUUGCCAUUACGAUGGCUCCAACUGAACGCGAAAAGGCGCUCAAUCAUCAGCGUGCGCUUUCCGCAACGGGAUCGUCAUCUGGUCCCCAACCUUCUUCUGGAGUUGGGAAUUCCAUCGAUACUGCAAGUGCAUUUGCUAUUGAUGGGACUUCCCCGCAGCCGCUGGGUGUAGUAGUCGAUCCCACAACAGCGGAAUCCCUCGCGGCGGCAUCGUCAAUUGUUGUUGCCAUCAACGCAGAGGGUCAAGUCUGCACUGUAGUGAAGGCUGAGGGUUGUAGUAUUCAUCUGAAGGAUCUUAAUGCAUGCAUCGAGGCGGCAGGUACUCUUGCUCCCAGGGUUCUCGAUUUGAUAAAAGUGGCGAUGGAGGCACAUGAUGAGCGGCGAAAGACCGCCAUGAAGGGUCAGUUCGCAUGGGCACAAAAGCGUAGCGGUGUGGGAAAGGUCGAACAGGCGUGUGUGAAGAAGAUAAAAACAGAAACGUGA